This is a messenger RNA of Humulus lupulus (European hop), 1901 nucleotides long. RefSeq lists its product as uncharacterized. The transcript has 3 exons. The coding region runs from base 657 to 1850 and encodes 397 amino acids. NCBI's taxonomy places the organism in Eukaryota, Viridiplantae, Streptophyta, Magnoliopsida, Rosales, Cannabaceae. The record is from RefSeq and is a predicted model, not a curated record.
CCCACCAUUCACCUUUCACUCACUAAAACUCACUCUCUUCACUCUUCUUCACCCCUCUGAGAGAGAAGAGAAAGGAAAAACCACAACCGUAUAAAAUAUACGUUCUCCUCCCACCACAAACUCAUCUCCGGCGAUUAUUCGUCACCGGAGAAAUGAAUAUUCCGGCGAUCUUCAUUUCGAUAACUGUACGCAAUGCUCCAAUCUCCGAUCAUCGCCGCCACGUUUUCCACGAAAAUCUUUGACCGGAAGCGAUCUCGUUUCGCUUAAUUACAGUACAAGUUAUUCGACACUUUUCCUUCGCCGAAAAAAAAAUAACGAUACGAUACUUCUAGAGGAAGGUACCGGUUUUUCUUCUCUUGGUUCGUACAUAAAUUUUGAUAAGAGUUUUUCUUUUUUUUGUUUCGGUUUUUUUUUUUCAAACUUCGGACUGGAUUGACCUGAUAACCUAACGGAAAAGCAAAACAGCGAAUGUAGAUGGAUUUUUGAGAAAUUAGGAUUGAUUUUCAUAAUUUUUUGGGGUUCGGUUCUGUUUAAUUGGAGUGGUUUAUAAUUAAGCUCUGAAAAUGGAGCAGAAAAAACCUUUUAGUUUAUAGGAUUUUCUAAUUAGAAGCGGAGGUAGUGUGAAGAAAAGUUUUUUUUCUCUUUUUUUCGGAACGAUGCCAUUUCCGAUGAAGAUACAACCUCUUAAUAUUGAUCCCGAGUCGGUUAGGGAACCUGUGGUUCGAACCGAUUCAGCUAAACCGGUGUUGAAAUCGCGGUUCAGGAGGCUCUUUGACCGCCAGUUCCCGAGCGUCCUGAGGAAUUCUUCAACAGAAAAGCCUACUAGUGUUAAUGGCGAACCAACUCAGUACAAAGAUGGAGGAGCGACUGAGUUCGAACCGAGUUCGGUUUGCUUGGCCAAGAUGGUUCAGAAUUUCAUCGAGGAGAGCAACGAGAAGCAACCAGCUCCACCUCCACCCAAAUGCGGCCGUAACCGCUGCAAUUGCUUCAAUGCGAAUAGCAACGACAGCUCCGAUGACGAGUUCGACGUCUUCGGUUUCGGAGAUUCCACCACAUCCGGAUCGUACGGCGGCGACGUCUCUGACAUCCUCAAGAGUUUAAUUCCUUGCGCGAGCGUAGCUGAGAGAAAUCUGUUGGCCGAUACUGCUAAGAUCGUUGAGAAGAACAAAAAUCACAAACGAAAAGACGAUUUGAUAAAGAUUGUCACCGAAGGACUCUCUUCUCUGGGCUACGAUUCCACCAUCUGUAAAUCCAAAUGGGAAAAAUCUUCUUCAUUCCCAGCUGGUGAAUAUGAGUACAUAGAUGUGAUCGUACAAGGCGAGAGGUUAUUGAUAGACAUAGAUUUCAGAUCAGAGUUCGAGAUAGCUAGAUCCACCGGUGCUUACAAGGCUAUCCUCCAAUCUCUGCCGUACAUCUUCGUCGGAAAAUCUGACCGUCUCGGUCAAAUAGUCUCCAUCGUUUCUGAGGCAGCCAAACAGAGUCUUAAGAAGAAAGGAAUGCACUUCCCUCCAUGGCGGAAGGCCGAGUACAUGAGAGCCAAAUGGCUCUCUCCUAACUCCAGAAACGACCCCAUCGCCAUCUCUGUGCCGGAAUCGGAGAAGGCCAAGUCCGACGCCGAGGCUCACGAAGACGGGUUUAGCGAUUGCGGUGAAUUGGAGCUGAUUUUCGGCGAGAAGAGCUUGUCGUCCGAGAACGAUACCGGUGGAGAAGUCGCCGCCGUAGCUUCUCCAGCGGAUGAUAAAAAAUCGUCGGAGCCGGUGAUGGUGGCGUGGCAGCCACCGGCGAUUAAGCCGAAGAGUGUAGAGAGAGGAACUAAGGUCGUUACCGGAUUAGCUUCUCUACUCAAAUAAAAAACCCCAAAAAAAUAAAAAUAAAAAAGGAAAAAAAUUUUUUGCAUCCUA